AUGCUACAGAAAGCAAGUAAGCGUCUUCUCCCUCCACAAGGCCUGUUCCACACCUUUGCCAUUGCUCCCCGCUCCCUGUUGACUGGCACGCUCCGUGCACGCAAGGCGCUGGCGGGGGAGGUCGGAGCCCUAGCCGCGAGCCCUCUCCGCGGCCUGCCUGCAGAGCAGCAGCUCCGACCUCCUCAUCAUGGCGGCGGCCGGGCGGGGAAGCCGGGCCGUGCGUCGCGUGCGUGCCCUCUCCCUCCCCUCCCCCUCCUCGGCGGCGGCGGCGGCGGCAGAAGCGGCAGCGCUCGCCAUUGCCGCUGCUAUUUCAGCCCCGGCGCAGCCGCAACACGCCGCCCGCCAGCCGGCCGGCCGGCCCGCCCCGCAGCCGGCACCCUGCCGCCCCCGGCUCCGGGCCUGGGCCCCCGCCGGAUUCGGCCCGCCUCGGGCGGGGGGCCCCGGCCCGGCCCAGCCAAACCGCCACCCCGAGGAUGCGCAGGCCGCACUAGGCCCCAGGCGUCCUGGCGGGCUUGGGAGGGAGGCGCUGCCCUCCCGAGAGCCCCAGGGUUCCGGCCUCCCUCGCUGCCUGGGGCUCUCGGGGCCGCGGCCUUCUCCCCGCCGUGGAACCCGGGGCCCGGCCUUCCCGCGGCUCGGGAGCGGGAGGCGCGGGAGAGUGCGCCGGGCCCGGGAGCGGGAGGUGGGCGGGCUGCGCGGGACCGGAGCCGCGGCUCUCUGCUCGCCCCCUCGGCCCUUCCCGGCUCUCGUCCGCGGGCGGGCGGUGCGGCGGGGCCGGGCUGGGGCGCGGGAGCCGCUGUCUUCUGCGGGAGAGGAGGCUGGCUCUUUGGGCGGCCUCCGAAGCUUCCCUCCUGCCGGGUGGUGUGGGGUUGUUACCCAGUUGAGAUGUGCCCGCGGAGGGGCCACGGUUCUUCCUGUUCCUGGGGUGGUGGUCCCCUGGGUGACGGAGAGGGGGAGUGGCAUGCCCCUCCGAAGGAACUGAACCUUUUGCUACUGGAAAGACAGGGUCUCUGAGAUGGCCGUCUGCAUGGUAUUUUCCCAUAUCCCCAGACCUUUUCGGGUUUGCCAUUGCGUGUUGUGCACUCCACCGUGCAGUGAUGUCUGCUGCCUCUCUCACCUGUUGUGUCGGGGCUGCUGAUCCCAAAGUUUCCGCAGUGUAUUUGGUUGUGCCCACCAGAACUUGAAGUUGUUUAAAAAUCUUAAUAUUUGGGGGGGCUUCCAGUGAUAUGUGCUCCAACCAGUUGGAGGAGCUGUUGCCUGCUCUCCAUUCUUAUCAAGCAUUAGAUUAGAAUAUAUUAAUUGCUUAUUUUAGAGCUGGUGUCAAUCGUGCUGAAUUCUUUCUGUGGACAAAGCAAAAUUCACAUUUUCUUAAGUGUUCAGAGACCGUGUAUUGAGAGACGCAUAAGGAGAAAGGUAGUGUGAGUGAGCCUGUCAGCUUAGGCAGUCGUUGGGCAGAGCUUUUGUCCCGGGACAUCAUCUGUGCUCACAGUGUGAUCCUUUUUCCCAUCCCAUCUCAGCCCAGGCUUUUAAAAAAUUCUUUUUCCUUUGGGCUUGACCAGUAAGUAAUUGGGAAAGGGCGGUGUUAGAGUCUUGGAGAUGCUGUUUGUGUGUCUGUGUGUGAGAUUCGUUAGUAUCCCGACUCCCUAAAAUUGUGUUUGACAGUUCUUGACAGUUUACCCGGUAAGACAGUGAAAAUAUGACUAGUUCUCUCCGUGCAUCCAAGUAAUUUCCUUAUGAGUCCGAAAGCAGACAUAAUUAUCACAUGCAAUGUAGAAUAUUUACUCUUAACUCAGAUGCUAAAUUGUGUGCAGAAUUUUUUUGUGUCAAGGGGCUUUUUUUGUCUUUUUAUAGGACUUAGUGGCUUUCAGCAGGGCCCAUGA
Molecule: messenger RNA, 1877 nt
Organism: Rhinopithecus roxellana (golden snub-nosed monkey)
Lineage: Eukaryota; Metazoa; Chordata; Mammalia; Primates; Cercopithecidae
Product: transcription initiation factor TFIID subunit 4-like
Exons: 5
Coding region: 1-1011 (336 amino acids)
Source: RefSeq, a predicted model, not a curated record